Nicotiana tabacum (common tobacco) is the source of this 264-nucleotide messenger RNA. The record is from RefSeq and is a predicted model, not a curated record. Lineage: Eukaryota; Viridiplantae; Streptophyta; Magnoliopsida; Solanales; Solanaceae.
AUGGUACUCAUGAAGGGUAAACUGAAUUCUAAAUUGUAUCAUCUUCAAGCCAGUAUAGUUGAAGGCGAAGUUGUUGUAGCUUCUAGGAAAAGUGAUAAGAAUCAGUCUCAGUUGUGGCACUUGCGACUUAGUCAUAUGAGUGACAAGGGAUUAAUAGUCUUUGUUGAGCAAUCAGAAUUUACUGGAUGGACAAGGGUAAAGUUCAGCAAGAAGGCUGAGCACAAAACCAGAUACGAGUUAAAUUAUAUACAUUCAGACUUGUGA